AUGCGCAACGUUAUUUGCUUGCAUAGUUCAUCCUCUCCUUCUUUCAACUAUUCGAAUGCAUUGUGUUACUACAUCUAUUUUAUCUAUCUAUCUAUCUAUCAUCAUAUAUAUCUAUCUAUAUCUAUAUAUAUAUAUCUAUCUAUCUAUCUAUCUAUAUAUAUAUAUUCAUCUAUCACAUUUCUUAAAUAUCUAUCUAUCUAUCUAUUUAUUUAUCUAUCUAUUUCAUUUCCUAAUUAUUAUCUUUUACUCUCGUCAAAAUAUCCUCAUUAUCCUAAUUGUCUGUUACUGUCGGUCAUCUAUCUAUUUUGUUUUUCAGUAUCUAUCAGUUUCUGCCUAUCAAUCUAUCAAAAAAAAAUUCUCUCCCUUCUUGAAAAGUAUAUCUUUGAUAAUCGAUUUCAUUUUUUAUCAAUCUAUUCUAAGAUCUAUCUAUUAUCUAUCUAUUCUUCUAUCUAUGGAAAGUUCCAUUGUCUGUUAAGUUCCUUCAUCUAUUUUGUUUUUCAGUAUCUAGUUCUUGAAUCUAUCAAAAAUCUACCCAUUUCUCUCUCCCUUCUUGAACAAGUCUCAUCUAUCUCUAUCUCUAUCUAUCUAUCUAUCUAUCUAUCUAUCUAUCUAUAUAUAUAUAUAUAUUCAUAUAUAUCUAUAUAUAUCUAUCUAUCAUCUAAUUUAGUUCCAUCAUUAUCUAUCUAUCAUGAUUAUCCUAAUUGUCUUUGUCCCAGAAGAAAUCUAUCUAUUUUAUUUUUUCUCAUGCUACUACAUUAUCUAUCAUCUAUCUUAAAUCUAUCACAUUCCCUUCACUGGGAUUCAUUUUCUAUCUAUUCAUUCCUAUCUGCGCAUUCGUUAUUUUCUUUCAGUAUCUUCAUCCAUCUCCAUCUAUCUUUCAUCUAUUCGAUUAUCCUAAUUGUCUGUCUUAUCUAUCAGGCAAGCUGCCAAUCAAUCUAUCAAUCUAUCUAUCUAUCUCUCUCUCCCUUCUUGAACAAUUGCUACUACAUCUUCAUCUAUCUAUCUAUCUAUCUAUCUAUCUAUCAUCAAUAUCAUUCAUCUAUCUAUCUAUCAUCUAUCUAUCAUUCAUUCUCUAUCUAUCUAUCUAUCUAUCUAUCACAUUCUCUAUCAGUCUAUCUAUCAUCUAUCUAUCUCAUUAUCCUAAUUGUCUGUCUGUCUGUCGGUUCAUCUAUCUAUUUUGUUUUUUCAGUAUCUAUCAGGCAAUCUGCCUAUCAAUCUAUCAAUAAAUCUACCCAUCUCUCUCCCCUUCUUGAACAAGUGCUACUACAUCAUCAUCUAUCUAUCUAUCUAUCUAUCUAUCUAUCUAUCUAUCUAUCAUCUAUCACAUUCCCUUCAGUAUCCAUAUCUAUCUAUCUAUCUCUAUCUAUCUAUCUUGUCUGCAUCUAUCUAUCAAUUUAUCAAUCUAUCUAUCUAUCUAUCUAUCUCAUUAUCCUAAUUGUCUGUCUGUCUGUUCUAUCUAUUCAUCUAUCUAUUUUUAUCUAUCUAUCUAUCUAUAAAUCUAUCACAUUCCCCUUCAAUAUCAAUCUAUCUAUCUAUCUAUCUAUCACAUUCUCUUCAGUAUCUAUCUAUCUAUCUAUCUAUCUAUCUAUCUAUCUAUCUAUCUAUCUCAUUAUCCUAAUUGUCUGUCUGUCUGUCGGUCUAUCUAUCUAUUUUUGCUACUACAUCUAUCUAUCUAUCUAUCUAUCUAUCUAUCACAUUCCCUUCAAUAUCUAUCUAUCUAUCUAUCUAUCUAUCUAUCUAUCUAUCUAUCACAUUCUCUUCAGUAUCAUCUAUCUAUCUAUCUAUCUAUCUAUCUAUCUCAUUAUCCUAAUUGUCUGUCUGUCUGUCGGUCUAUCUAUCUAUUUUUGCUACUACAUCUAUCUAUCUAUCUAUCUAUCAUCUAUCACAUUCCCUUCAAUAUCUAUCUAUCUAUCUAUCUAUCUAUCUAUCACAUUCUCUUCAGUAUCUAUCUAUCUAUCUAUCUAUCUAUCUCAUUAUCCUAAUUGUCUGUCUUAUCUAUCAGGCAAUCUGCCUAUCAAUCUAUCAAUAAAUCUACCUAUCUCUCUCUCCCUUCUUGAACAAGUGCUACUACAUCUAUCUAUCUAUCUAUCUAUCACAUUCCCUUCAUAUUCAUCUAUCUAUCUAUCAUCAUUCCCUCUAUCUAUCUAUCUAUCUAUCAUCUAUCAGUAUCUAUCUAUCUAUCUAUCUAUCUAUCUCAUUAUCCUUUGUCUGUCUGUCUGUCGGUCUAUCUAUUCAUUUUUAUUCAUCUAUCUAUCCCUCUAUCUCAUUAUCCUAAUUGUCUGUCUGUCUGCUUGGUCUAUCUAUCUAUUUUGUUUUUUCAGUAUCCAUCUCUGCCCAUCAAUCUAUCAAUCAUCUCUCUCUCCCUACUUGAACAAGCAUCAUCUCAUCUAUCUAUCUAUCCAUCUAUCUAUCUAUCUAUCACAUUAUCUUCAUUGUCUGUCUUAUCUAUCAGGCAAUCUACCUAUCAAUCUAUCAAUAAAUCUACCUAUCUCUCUCUCCCUACUUGAACAAGUGCUACUACAUCUAUCUAUCUAUCUAUCUAUCUAUCUAUCUAUCUAUCACAUUCUCUUCAGUAUCUAUCUAUCUACGUACUGA
This is a messenger RNA of Acanthosepion pharaonis, 2595 nucleotides long. The record is from the annotation of a GenBank genome assembly. Lineage: Eukaryota; Metazoa; Mollusca; Cephalopoda; Sepiida; Sepiidae.